CUGGGACUUGAAGAGUUUUGUGUUUGCAGAAGAGCAUUUUGCAUUUCUGGCCUUUAUUUGCUUGUAAAUUCUCACCCUCCCUGUCCCCCACCACCCACAUGGGCCCUCUGUCAUGCACUCUUCAUUUUUUCUAUUUUUCUUUAUUUUUUUGUUUCCAAAAUUAAAUCUAACUCAUCUCAUCCCAAGUUGUUCACACCCACUGAUACACCCUCCGCCCUGCCGUCCUUGCCCUCACGGCAAGAGGAAGUGCAUAAUAUUGCCUUAAGAAGAUUUCAGAACAACAAAAAAACCAUUCUGAGAUUUAAACACCACCCAGUCAACUACGCAGUUAGCGUGCUUCCUCCAGCCCUGUGCAGGUGCCUGAAGAACACUCUCCUGCAACUCUCGCUGCUCAGUGGGGAAGACAGCUGUAAAAAUGACAACUGAAACCUGGACUGUAAAUUAUGAAGCAUCUUCUGCUGUCUACUCGGAUUAUAAUCCCCUCUAAGAUACCUGCCCACCACAGGACCUACCCUAUGCUUGUGUCUACAUUCCCAUCCUCUACUUCAUCGCUUUCUUCAUUGGCAGCCUCUUGGUGAUUGUGCUGAUGGCCAAGAAGAAAAGUAGCAAGAUGCUGGUGGAUACCUUUGUCCUGAAUCUGGCUGUUGCCGACCUGGUCCUUGUCUACACCUUGCCUCACUGGGCAGUGUCAGCAGCUUAUGAUAACAAGUGGUACUUUGGUGAAGGCAUGUGUAAGUUCAGCCGCUUUAUCAUCUCUGUGAACCGCAGCUCCAGCAUCCUGUUCCUAAUGGGCAUGAGCGUGGAGCGUUACCUGGUGGUCAUGAAGUGUGUGGACUCCAAGUCUACUGGGACUAAGAUGAUCAUUGCCUGUGGUUGCAUCUGGGCUGUCUCUCUCCUCCUAGGCAUUCCCUCUAUGAUGUAUAGGAAGCUCUCCCCCUCAGAGGAUACCACUGGUGAACUGUGCGAGGAUGAGGACUCGAUCGCCUUCCAGGUGCUCAGCCUGGCUUUGCUUAUCUUGACCUUUCUCCUGCCCUUGGGAGUGAUCUUAUUCUGCUAUUGCUACUCCUUGAAGCUGCUGAACCACAUCAGCUUGGGAAAGGGGACGAAGAACUCCCUCCAGAUCAUCUUCACGAUCAUCAGUGCCUUCAUCUGCUGCUGGCUGCCUUUCAAUGCCUUUAAAGCGUUCCUCUUCUUCUCCUCCACAUUCCAGGGAGCAGAUCUGUCUUGCUGGGCAUUAAUGGCUCUCAGACAGGGCCUGACCAUUAGUGCUUGCUUGGCCUUCAUGAACAGCUGCAUAAAUCCCAUCAUCUAUGCUUUGAUGGAUCACCAUUUCCGACGCCAGGUGCUGCAACAACAGCUCCUGGUCUGUGACGCUUUCCAGGAGAUAAGGCAAACCUUGGUUUUGUCCGUCUCAUCCACUACUGAGUCCAGCCUCAUGUUCGCCAGCCAGAACAAGCCAUCAUCGCCUGCCUCCAUUCGGCUGGAGAUGUAAGAGGGGAUAGGUAGGUUUAGAAGCCUCCACCCUGAGGGGUUAGGCAGGCUAGGUAGUCGCUGUUGAUGCUUCUUGUGUUGGUAAAAUGUGCCAUUUAUUCGGACAGGUUUCAGGUUAAUUUUGACAAGGGCUUUUCCUUCUUGACAGAUCUCACUCUAAAAGCUUUGCUAAGCUACCCCCCAGGUCUAUGUAGAGCUAUAACGCCCAUCUGUCUCACCUGGGUGUCAGCAGAACCUUAGUGGAUCCACUUUUCUCCUGCCGUAACUCCACUGAUGUCCAGGGAGCUGCAAGAGCAGAGUUUCACUCAGUAUUCGUAGAGGUUAUAACAAGUUUUGAAAAGGAAGAGGCUGAAAAUUUGCAAAGAUGACUAGGGCAUUUAGCCACACAGCUCCCAUUGAAAUGAAAACCUCACCUAACAGCUGCUCUCUCCUUCCCCAGCACCCUUGGGAGAAGAGGGAUUCUCCACUGGCCUUGCCUUCCCCUGCUAAGGAAAUCAGGCACAUCCAGUGCCUUUCCCAGGGGCAUUCACACAUCCCAGAAAUACAGUGAGGGAGAAACCACCCUGAAUGCAGCCUCACACCCAGUAGAAGCAUCAGGGUUACUUAGGCCUGGUCUAUAGAUCCACCCAGCUACACUGCUCAGGGAUGUGAAAAAUCCACCCCCCUGAGCAACGUAGUGAAGCUAACGUAAUCCCCGGGCAUAGACAGUGCUAGGUCAAUGGAAGAAUUCGUCCCUCAACCUAGCCACUGCCUCUUGGAUAGGUGGACUGGAUACAGCGAUGGGAGAAUUCCUCCUGUCGGCGUAGGUAGAUCCACAGUGAAGGGCUGCAGCAGCGCAGCUGUGCCACUGAAAUGUUUCACAUGUAGACAAGCCCUUAGGUUUGC
Dermochelys coriacea (leatherback sea turtle) is the source of this 2376-nucleotide messenger RNA. It is a transcript of the gene GPR25, whose product is annotated as G protein-coupled receptor 25. NCBI's taxonomy places the organism in Eukaryota, Metazoa, Chordata, Testudines, Dermochelyidae. Gene Ontology annotation, cellular component: membrane. The record is from RefSeq and is a predicted model, not a curated record. Gene Ontology annotation, molecular function: G protein-coupled receptor activity. Gene Ontology annotation, biological process: G protein-coupled receptor signaling pathway; immune response.